CCCGCUGCUGUGGGCGGGCGCGUGAGCGCGUGCGGCGUUGCAUCGCGCUGGGAGGCGGCACGUGGCGCCGCGCCCCGCGAGGCGGAGGGACGGCGGCGGCGGCGGUGUCUGCGGUGGGGGCACGGCGAGGCGAGCUGGCAAGUGGUGUGGGAGAAGAAUGUUAACCACAUGGCCUUAGCAGCAUAUUCUGCUUUCUGAUUGCUUUCAUUAAAGAAAAAUCCCUCUUUGAGGGAGGAAGGAAGACUGUGAAAAUAUAGAACGUCACACCCCAUCUUAAAAAAGAGCAUUCAAUUUGGAAUGUGGGGCAAACAUAUUCAUCAGUGAGCUUCAUCUGUGAAGUCAGAGUGAAGCAAGAAAGUACAGUCUUUCUCUAGAUGGUGAAUUUUAGGUGAAGCGCUUUUUGGUUUGAACUCCUUUGGGAUGUGAACUGCUUACCAUCGCGGAUCUUUGGAGAAGAUCAAGUCUGGAGUUUCUCUGACUUCAUCUGAAAUUGUAGGGAUGAUCAAUUUAUUUAAGAAACCUUACAAGAAAAAAGCAGGCAAGUUCCAGCCUUUCAAGAAGUUAUUUGGGAAACGAAAGAAAAGGGAGCCUGUGUCAGAUUGCGAGGAAACCAAACUGAAGCCGAGCCACUCCUUUGGAAAUGUCUGCAAUGGUACCUUCUCCUCUGAUGAAGAGCCAAACACUGGGCUGAGGUCUUCCCAUUAUUCUAUGGGCAGUCGAGCUUUUUCCCAUGACAGUAUUUUUAUACCUGAUGGGAGAACAGAGAGUGAACAGGCCAUCCAAGCAAUGUCACAAGAGAACGUUUUAGGAAAAGUCAAAACUCUUCAGCAACAGUUGGCCAAGAAUAUAAAAUUUGGGCAGCCUCCGCAAAUGACAAUUUCUGGGAGGACAAUGGGGGAGGCAAAUGCUAGUGUAGAAGAGGAUGUGUUUCUCGGUAGCCUCAUGGAGGUUGACUCUCAGCAGGACACGGUGCUCUCAGAGAGUGGUAAUAAACCAGCAGACACUCCAGAUCUGUUGAGACCAAUGGAUUUGCCUGGAACGGGACAAAUGGAAGAAAAGGUAACUCCAGUCAAGUCAUCCCGGCCAAAAAGACAAUUCUCCUGUUCUGGCACAAUUGAAACAAUCAAUCUGGAUGCAGUUCCCCAGGCUGUUGCUCGUCUAGACAACAGUGCAGCUAAACACAAACUGUCCGUGAAGCCAAAAAAGCAGAGAAUGUCCAGAAAACACAAGAGAUUAACAAAGGGAUCACAAAGCUUAACGAUAACAGAAUUUGAGCCAGAGGAUCUAGAGACUGAGCUGUUUGUAGACAGAUAUCCAGGUUAUAACGGACACAUCACUGCAGACAAACUAAUCCAGAACAGAGAUGAGCCAAAGCAGCUUCAGCUGGCAGAGGAGAAAAGAAUUGAAGAUCACUGGGGGAUCCUUGAAGCUGAAAAGAUAAGGCAGAUUGUAGAAAUGGAUGAACAGAGAGAACUGGAAGAACAAAGGUGCCAAGAGCUGGAGGAGCAGAUGCAAAAAGAGCAAGAGAGAAGGGACAAUGAAAAAGAGAGUAGUCAGUAUCUCCUCGAAGGAGACAUAUCGUCAAAAACUGAACUGCAAACCUGCCAGGAAGAGGAGAGAAGACUGCUGGAGGCAGAGAAGAGGCAAGACCUGGAGGACCAGACAUGCCAGGAACUGGAAGAGCAGAGACAGAAGGAGUUGGAGGAGCAACAGAGAGAAGAGCUGGAGCAGCAGAAGUGCGAGGAAUGGAACAAGCAACAGAGACAGGAACUGGAAGAAUAUAAGGACCAGGAAUGGGAAAAACAACAGAGACAGGAGCUGGAGGAACAGAAGUGUCAGGAACACAGACAAGAGCUGGAGAAGAACUGGGAACAGGAGGAGCAAAGGCAAGAGCUGGAGGAGCAGAAAUGCCAGGAACAGGAACAACAGAGACAGAAGCUGGAGGAACAGAGGCGUUGGGAACUGGAGGAGCAGAAGAAGCAAGAGCUAGAGGAGCAGAAACACCAGGAAUUGGAGGAGCUGGAGGAGCAACAGAGGAACGAGCUGGAGGAACAGAAGAAGCUAGAGCUGGAAGAACUGACACAACAUGAGACUGAGAAAUGGUGUCAGGAGGAAGAGGAAAGAAACCAGAUGGAGGAACAAAAAGAACUGAUGGAACAAAAUAAGGAAGAAAAAGAGAGACGAGAACUAGAAGAGAAGGAGCUUCCAGAAGCUGAAAUGAAACUGAAGCAAGAGAAAGAGUUUGAGGUACCCAGCCAACAGAAGGAAGAGGAGGAAGAAAGACAGCAUUUGAAGGAGAGAGAAAAGACAGAGGAAGAGCAACCCCAGCAGCUUCUGGAGAAGAAACAGAGGCGGGAAGAGCCGAGAAAACAUAAACUCACCAAACAAAUGCACUUGGAAAGUACAGACUUUGUGCAACAAGAUGAACUGAAACAGCAAAAGGAACAAGAGUGGAACAAGCUGGAAGAGCAGAAAAUAGACACAGAAGGGCAAAAUCUUCCUCAAAAGCAACAGGAAAAAUCCUUGGAGCAGCAAAAUGACAAGAAUGAGCUGUGUUCUGUGGGGGCUGAUAGGAAUCAAGGAGAUGACAAACUCCAGGAAAGACCAAGACCGCAAAAAAUCAAACAGCCAGAAAAAGGGAGUAAAACAGUAGAAGAAAUCCUGGCCCAGAAACUGAAGAGAGAAGUUGAUGCUCAAGAACAAAAGCGAAUAGGGGAAGAACUCAGGUGGCAGGAGGUAGAUGAAAGACAAACUGCAUCCAGACCCUUCACAUUUCAAGUGUCUUCUGGAGAUAAACAGAUCAUAUUUCAGAAAGUAAAUCUGAGUCCAGUCAUGCCUGCCAGAGGAGCAGGACUAUCUUCUCCAUCCGUCAAAGAUAGCACGAUGCACACCUCCAGCAAGGGCUCUCAUACGCUCCCAUCAUCUGUGUGUGUACCCCAUACAGCUAUUCUGGUUACUGGAGCACAGCUGUGUGGCACAGCAGUUAACCUGAACCAGAUAAAGGACACAGCUUGUAAAUCAUUGCUUGGCUUAACAGAAGAGAAAAAAAAUGUGGAUAUUCCUUCACCAGAAAAGGUCCAGAAAAAAUCUCCAGGUCCCAAACCCAGCAGCAGUAAAAUCAAAUACACACAAGAGGCAUUGGACCAAGCCACGUUAGCUGAGUGGGCCUCUAUCCGUUCUAGAAUCUUAAAGAAUAAAGAAAAUGGCAAAUACAAUGAGAAAGACAGAGUAAGUGCCUGCAGACACAGCGAUGACUGGACGCCCCGGGGACGAGGUUCUCCCCAUGGUAACUUGAGGAAAACCCUAUCUGCAAAUGCAAAGUUCUCAAUAACACCAGCGUGGCAGAAAUUUUCAGAAGCUUCCAAAACCAAUUCAGGCACUGAGAAUGUAAGUGCAGCAAAAUGCAAUGAAAAAGUGGCUGUGGGAAGAAACAUUGGGUCAUGCACUGAUGCAAAUGAGGAUGUAGUAUCCGCUUUAAAGGAUAACUUAUCUGAAAUGGCUAAAGAGAAAAUAGAAACACACAGUGAAAUUACAGACAACACAGAAGGUUGUAAAUUUGCAAAAGAUCUUCCAUCUUUUCUUGUUCCAAGUUUUCCUCGUUCUCCAGGUAAGGAGGUACCCCAGUCUGAACUUCCAGGUGCUCUGGAAAAUCAGCAGAACAACAGCACCAAAAAAACAGAUAAACCAGCACCAAAUGGAGAAGAAAAUGUUUCUCCCUUUGGGAUAAAGUUACGGAGGACAAACUAUUCUUUACGUUUCCAUUAUGAUCAACAGGCAGAGCAGAGGAAAAAGAAAAGGUACAGUGCAGGAGACAGUUUUGAUGGUGUGCCUGACCCACUACUCACAGCUGAUGGUGAACAGGAAUCUGCUGUUCUUGCUACACAGGAGAGUACAUCCCCUGGUAUAGGGAAAGCAAACGUCCAUGGGAAUUUAAAAGACUCAAAAGAUUCUUCAUUUACUAUGUUGGAGACUUCACAACAAGUGGGCACACCACUGCCAGCCACCAGCCAGAGCGCUUUACCUCCUCAUGAGAAACCAGCAUGCAAGUCGCUCUUCCCACAGAAACCUGCCUUAGCUCCAAAGCCUGCCAGCCAAACGCCUCCAUCAUCUCCUCUCUCGAAAAUGAACCGAUCACACCUGGCUGAUACACUGGGGCAGAGGUUUGUUAGGGCUGAAUCGGAUGGGGGCUGGAGAAAAGAUGACAGAGCAGUGCCUCCGGUGGCACCGAAUGAGAGCAAAAAUGAAGAGGAAGAAAUCAGAGAAAAGAAGUCGUUUUUCCCAUCUCUGAGUAUUCCCUGGAGAGAAAAAAAUGACAAAAAGCCUGAGCCAUUGAAGAAAGAAAAACCAGUCCUGCAGAGCAGACACUCUUUGGAUGGCUCUAAAUUGAUGGAAAAAGUUGAAACUUCACAACCACUAUGGAUCACAUUAGCGCUGCAAAAACAGAAGGGAUUUCGUGAGCAACAAGCUACUAGGGAAGAGAGGAGACAAGCCAGAGAGGCAAAGCAAGCAGAGAAGCUGGCUAAAGAAAAUGCUGCUGUAAGCAAUCAAUCAGAUAAUAAAAGCAGCAGCAGCAAAACGAGCACACUGCAGAAAUCUACACCUCAAGAAGGGGAGAAGAAAAUUGAGACGGCUGUGUCAAGACUAGAACGAAGGGAGCAGCUGAAGAAGUCUAACACCCUUCCAACUUCUGUGACAGUGGAAAUUUCAGAUUCUGUUUCACCAACACCACUGGCAAAAGAGGUGGCCAAGAGAUUCUCCACACCUGAUGCGAACCCUGUGUCAACAGAACCAGCCUGGCUUGCACUGGCCAAGAGGAAAGCAAAAGCCUGGAGUGACUGUCCACAGAUCAUAAAGUAAACUGUAAAAUUAUAUCUCUAUUGCUGCCUAUUAACUGCUUUCUUUUUAUUUAUUCAGCUUUUAAACACAUGACAAAACUGAAAAUGCAUGUAUUGGAGGACUGGAAACUGAAUCGAUUACCAUUUUGCUCUAGCUCACUGUAAAGCCUAUUCAAGUCAUAUAUUCCAUUGCUUUGACAAAUAGCUAAGUGAGGUCACAAAUUUCAGAGCCAGUCUCUCUCAAAAGUUCAAAAAUGCUCAGAUACUGGAUGUAAAUGUUAGCAAGUAUCAUAACAAGGGGCAGAACUUCAGUAGCUCCUUAAAUUCUCUUGAAUUUGGUUCUGGAGUUUUAGAUCUCUACAGUUAAGUGGAAAUGUCAGAAAAGUUCUUCAGCAGUCCAUUGCUGAAAAUCAAUGCAAGAUGCAUGUUCCCUUCUCUUCUAAAUUUUCUCAAGCGUUAAACUGUAUGAACUGUCAGUAGUUCUACCUGCUAUUUAGAAGUGUCUUACCUAAUGAAGAACCUUGGUAGACUUCUGUUCACCUGCAAUAGGAAAGGUGGUUCGAAUGCUGAAGUUUUUUUUUUUAUUGUAGGGAUACUGUGUUAAUAUUCUCUUAGUCCUAAGAAAACAAUUCAUCCAACUUUGCAAAAAAAAAAUUACUAAUUAAGCCGAAGUCGGCAAGUUUUUAGAAAGAAGCCUCUGCUCUGCAACGACCUGAAAGGAGGUGGCAGCAAUGAAUGUCACUCCUUUCUCAGGUGACAAGUGGUAGAAGGUGACAAAGCAGUCUCAAGGUGCGCUGGGGAGGCUUAGCUUGGAUUUUAGGAAGAAUGUUCCACAGAAUGGGCUGUCCUGGGAAGCGGUGGAGUUCCUGCUGCUGGAGCCAUCUAUGGGAUGUGUGCACAUGGCAGUAAGUGACAUGGCUUGGUGAUGGGCCUUUGUAGGUCAGGCUGAUGGUUGGACUUCAUGGUCUUGAACGUUGUUUCCAACUUAGGUGAUUCCACAGACCAGGGAGUCAGUAUUUACUGUAGUCAUUUAAAUGCAUCACUGUGUGCUUGGCCACAUUUAACAUGCAGAGACAGCAACUGCAGACUAAAACUUUAAAUUCUGUGACUGGGACUAAAGUAAGUAAAACUAUUCCUGUGCUCCUAUACUUACAGAGUUGGUCUCAGGAAGUUCCCACAGGAGCAAGACCGCAUAACUGAAGUUAAAGUUAACUGAGACCUGAAAGCUAGGUCAAUGAGCAUCUCUAGAGUUUCAGCUCUGCAUUUCUCCUGGUUUUACUUCACAUGCAACUUUAGGUAUUUCAGGUCAAUUCCUGCACUUUGACCAAUACAGACAGCACACUUUGAAAAGGUUUACUUACCAUCCUUAAGUGAGCACUGACUUACUGCCCACAGUUCACUUACCUGCUGUGGCAGAUACUUUAUUACUUCUCUGUACCUAAAACAGUGGUGUUUACUCCCUUCCUCUUGCAAAAAAAGGAUAAAGUCCAUAAUAUAAUAAAAAUUUUAUUAUCCUUAAAUAUCCCAUGGAAAUAUCUAUGUCUGUGUUUUUAAAAGUCACCCUAGUUAACAAACCUGUAACAUGCCCAACAAGGUUUUACAAGGCCGUAUUCAACAAAUUUGAUCUCUUAGUAAUGGUAAGGCUCAGAGGCACUUUAGGCCUAAUGCAUGAUAAAGAGUGAUAAUUUUGAUGGAAAGAAGUUGUAUCAUUAUAGAAUGAUACCAUGUGCAUUUCAUGGAAAUACUUUAGCCAAACUGCUGUAUGCAGCAUGAGCAGCAGCACUUUAAAUUAUGCAGAAAACAGAAUGAAAUCUGCCAUGAAUUCCCAUCCCAAGAAUCAAAAAGGGCUCGAUGGUAAAAUUGUUACUGAAUACCCUGUUUCCCAUCAAACAGAAAGUAGCAAAGGUUUGCUACUGUGGUUACAACAGCACAAACACCUGGGACAUGGUAGAUGGAGAUGAUGAGAACACAGCAAGACUGUUUUUUUGAGUCUCCUAAGCCAUCACUUUUGCUCAUUUUCAUAUUUAAAACCCAAACCUGUGAAGUAAUAUUUUUUCCAUUAAUGUAAGUAUUUAGAAUGUUUUAUACAGAGAUGAGGCAAUGCUGUUCUCAAACAUUCAGAAAAAAAAAACCACUUACUGCUAAAUAGUAAAAUCUCUGCAAAGAAUUUUCUGAGGAAAGAAUCUGGCCCAUAAUUAUUUCUGCUCUGCUAGCAGCAUGAAUUACUACUUCUUAAAUCUAUUCUUUUUGUGAAUUUUGUAAGCCUGCAAUAUGUAUUUAUAGUUACAAGAACUAAACUGCCUGAAAUCUGUCUUUAGGACUAUUCCUUGGGAUAGGGAUACAGGUUUAAUACAGAGAAGGUGAAGUAAAUCAGGAUUGAAGUAUUCCAGACAGCAUAGCAUAAUGAGGUGCUAUUGUGCAUGACAUAACGAUGCAAUUUUCCAAUACAAUACACUUAAAGCACAUAGAACAGAGCUUUUGUUAAGGAAAGUCUUAAGCUAAAGCUUCAAACCAGAUUGUUUUUUCAACCAUAAAGGUAUCUAGUGUAAUAAUGGAGUCUGUAUUACGUACAGAACCUGAUGGAAACAUUUCUAAAACAUACAUGUUCAACAGUGACAUUUCAUGAUAAACUAACAAAAUUUGCACUAAAUACCAAUGAAGUGAAGUGUUACUUUGCUUUAGCUUUGUUGCAGCUGUUUCUGAUAAAGUGUUGGAAAUCUGUUUAAAAACAACAACAACGCAACAACAAAUAAAACCCAACCACCACAAACCAUUACUUCUGACUUUAAAACACAAAAAUGUUUUAAAAACCAAACAAACCACUAUGUAGUAUAUUGUUUCAAUUUUUGUAACUUAUACACAUUAAUAGCAUUUCUUCUGACCAGGUUAUAUAUGAUUAACCUCUAUGUUCAUAUAGUAAUGUAUAAAAAAACUAUAAGAUGUAUAAUUGUGGGGUAUUUGUUGUGUACUUUUUUAAUUUUUCAAAUGUUUUAAAGUGCAAUUGUUUAUUAUACUAAUGUCAUUUUAAUUCUAAUUAAACUAUAACCCAGUCAAAAUUA
Messenger RNA from Tympanuchus pallidicinctus (lesser prairie-chicken), 7894 nucleotides. RefSeq names its product capping protein inhibiting regulator of actin dynamics (gene CRACD). Gene Ontology annotation, biological process: maintenance of gastrointestinal epithelium; negative regulation of barbed-end actin filament capping. Bases 499 to 4857 code for a protein of 1452 amino acids. NCBI's taxonomy places the organism in Eukaryota, Metazoa, Chordata, Aves, Galliformes, Phasianidae. The record is from RefSeq and is a predicted model, not a curated record. The transcript is spliced from 14 exons.